Messenger RNA from Vitis riparia (riverbank grape), 1084 nucleotides. RefSeq names its product DNA replication complex GINS protein PSF1. NCBI's taxonomy places the organism in Eukaryota, Viridiplantae, Streptophyta, Magnoliopsida, Vitales, Vitaceae. Gene Ontology annotation, cellular component: GINS complex. The record is from RefSeq and is a predicted model, not a curated record. Gene Ontology annotation, biological process: DNA replication; DNA strand elongation involved in mitotic DNA replication. The transcript is spliced from 7 exons. The coding region runs from base 153 to 746 and encodes 197 amino acids.
AUACCCGCCCUUUUCCUUUCCGUUUCCCUCCUUCACUUUCCCUCCCAGACUGGAGUCUGAAAACUCUCUCUCUCUCUCAUUCAAAAUCGUUGAACUCGAGGGAAAUUGGAGUUGGAGAUUAAAGGGGAGUGAUCAUUUUGAACGCCAGAGAGAUGUAUGGAAGAAGGGCAUGUCAGCUGAUAAAGGAACUCUCAUCUGCUGAAAAAGGGCAGCUCACUGGUUUCAAUAGUGACAUGUUUGAUCAAGUUGUCAAAGAAUGCAGUACUCAUUACCUUGAACUUCAAUCUUUGAUGAGGAAAAUCCAGGAAGAAGGAAUGGACAUUCAAACAACUAGAAAUGCUGAUCACUUUGGGAUGGUCAUCCACCAUCUUUCUUUAAUGCGCAACAAGCGCUGCCUUAUGGCAUAUGUGUAUAAUCGAGCAGAAAUUAUUAGGAAUUUGAGAUGGAAGAUAGGGCCUGUUCUCCCUCAAGAAAUUCAUGAGAAGCUUAGCUACUCAGAGGAGGAGUAUUUCAAGAAUCAUUCUACAGCUCUAGAAUCAUAUAUGUCCGAACUGGAGCUUGAUUUGACAGUGGAUAUGGUGCCGCCCAAAGAUCCUUACAUCCAGGUGAGAGUCCUUGAUGACAUUGGUGAGGUGUUGCUUAGUGAUCAGUCAGCCAACCUUGCUUGCCACUCAAUGCACUUUCUUAAGCGGAUUGAUGCUGAGCAGUUCAUCUCUCAGGGCUUGAUGGAGGAGCUCACAGACUGACCUAACAGUUGAAAUCUCUCCUUCAGUUGUUUUGAGGGAUUAUCUUGUUUUAGACUAGCAAGAAUUCAGAAUCACAUUGAUGGCAAUUGCUUGCUGGCCUCGUAAGGUACACAUAUUGAGGUUAUUAUAUUGAUAAUCUCUAUGAAAAUUCAAGUGUUGUUACUUGCAAAUGGAGAAUAGCCUCACUAAACUACUUGUCUGGCAUAUGUAAAUUUCUGAUUCCAGUGAUCCAUAGAUGUAAAACUUAGAAACAAAUGCUCUUUUUAUGCUAUAUUGUAGGCAAAGAUGUGUGAAAAUCUAAUGAAAAUGCAACUUCUGGAAGCUUUUGUACCCUUAAA